GAGUGGGGCGGAGCUGUUUGCGUCGCGGCCGAAUGGGGGAGUCGAUCCCGCUGGGCGCGCCGGUGCCGGUGGAGCAGGCCGUGCUGGAGACGUUCUUCUCCCACCUGGGGAUCUUUUCCUACGACAAGGCCAAGGACAAUGUGGAGAAGGAGCGCGAGGCCAACAAGAGCGCCGGGGCCAGCUGGCUCUCGCUCCUGGCCGGGCUGGCCCAUCUGGCUGCCGCCGAGAAGGCCUAUCACAGCAUGACCUUCUUGGGCCAGAAAUUAGGUGGUCAGUCAUUCUUCAGCCGAAAGGACUCCAUACGCACAAUCUACACAUCUCUGCAUAACGAACUGAAGAAGGUGGUAGCAACAGGUCGGAAUGCAUUGGGAGGAACAGCCCCUCACCUAGAAGAGUUGCUCUCUCACCUCUGUGAGCAGCUCUGUUUUUUUGUUCAGGCUCGAAUGGAAAUUGCUGACUUUUAUGAAAAAAUGUAUAGCCUUAGCACCCAGAAGUUUAUCAUCUCUGAAGAACUAGUAAACAUCUUGGAAACCAUAUUAAAGAAAUACAGUUCAAGGUUUCAUCAUCCAAUCCUUAGUUCUCUUGAAAGCAAUUUCCAGUUAGAAGCAGACGUGCUCACCCAUCUUUUGAAGGCUCAGGCACAGAUUUCAGAAUGGAAAUUCCUCCCAUCAUUGGUCAACUUGCACAAUGCUCACACAAAGCUACACACGUGGGGACAGAUCUUUGAGAAGCAGCGAGAAACCAAGAAACAUCUAUUUGGUGGCCAAUCUCAGAAGGCUGUGCAACCUCCACAUCUUUUCCUUUGGCUAAUGAAAUUCAAAAAUAGUCUUCUAGCCAAAUUUAGCUUUUACUUUCAUGAAGCACUUAGUCGGCAAACAACUCCAUCUGAAAUGAAAACUUUGACUGCAAAAGCCAAUCCUGACUAUUUUGGGAAAAUUUCCAGCUUCAUCAGGAAAUACGAUGCUGUUAAUAUUUCUUUAAUAUUUGACAACCAGGGAUCAGAGAGCUUUCAGGGACAUGGUUAUCAUCAUCCCCAUUCCUAUCGAGAAGCCCCAAAGGGUGUAGAUCAGUAUCCUGCAGUAGUCUCUCUGCCCAAUGAUAGGCCUGUGAUGCAUUGGCCCAAUGUCAUUAUGAUUAUGUCUGACAGAACUGCUGACCUUAACAGUUUAGAAAAGGUGGUCUAUUUCUAUGAUGACAAAGUUCAAAGCACGUACUUUCUGACCCGUCCAGAGCCUCACUUUACCAUUGUAGUUAUUUUUGAAUCCAAGAAGUCAGAGAGAGAUUCCCACUUCAUUUCUUUUCUUAAUGAAAUUUCACAUUCCCUCAAAAACUCUAAAGCCUUUGCAGGUCUGAAACCUGGAUCCAAAGGAUGAAUAACUGCUUCUAUUAAAAUAAUAUGCUGGACUGCAAGGAAAUGUGCUCCAUCUCUGUUUUGUGUGUGUGUUUUUAAAUAUUUAAUGCUUACUAUUAAAAUGUAAUAUUAAAAUUUGGGGAGAUAAACAGGCAGAAUGACUUAUAUAAAGAUCAAUGAAAAAGUAUAAUGAAAACUAUUUAAACACAGUGCACUAAAAUUAGAAUGGUGUUUUGCUCAACUACUGUAUUUUUUAAAGUCCAUGACACUUUGAUAGGCAUACCUAAAUUGAAUAUAUGCACUUUAUCUUUUGCUGGUCAUGCACCUAAAAUCUGCUGGAAACUUUGCUUGAAAGUAAUAUUGAAUGGAUUUUUCCUAAGACCUCUUUUCUUCUGUUUUGAAAAGUACUGUUCAGUCAUUUCCACUGGAAAGUGUCAAACCCUCUUAAAUAAUUGCAAUAAAUGCAUCACGGAAAAUA
Molecule: messenger RNA, 1829 nt
Organism: Sphaerodactylus townsendi
Lineage: Eukaryota; Metazoa; Chordata; Lepidosauria; Squamata; Sphaerodactylidae
Gene: KICS2
Product: KICSTOR subunit 2
Exons: 3
Coding region: 33-1373 (446 amino acids)
Biological process (GO): negative regulation of TORC1 signaling; protein localization to lysosome; cellular response to amino acid starvation
Cellular component (GO): KICSTOR complex
Source: RefSeq, a predicted model, not a curated record